AUGGCGAAGCAGAGCAUAAGUAAUCACCAUCGAAACAAUACAAUGAAGUUUGCUAAGACUUACUUAUUCGUAUUGUGCAGUCUUUGCUUAUUAUCCUCCUAUGUUAAUGGUCGUUAUGUUUUUCCUAUGGUUCAUUCUAAUUUUGAUGGCGCCUUAAGACUUGUGCCUAAUGGUUCAAAUCCUCAACAACCUCCAACAUUGAGUGUGCUAAGGCAUGUGCCUAAAGGUCUAAAUCCACAACAACCUCAAACAUUUGAUGUCUUAAGGCUUGUACGUAGCGGCCCGGAUCCUCUAGAGUCUCCACCGUCUCCACCAUUGGAUAUCCUAAGACGUGUGCCUAAAGGUUCAAAUCCUCAAGAGCCUCCAACAUUUAAUAUCCUAAGGCGUGUGCCUAAAGGUUCGAAUCCACAACAACCACCAGCACUGGAUGUCUUACGAGUUGUGCCUAGUGGCCCAGAUCCUCUAGAGUCUCCACCAACUCCACCAUUGAAUGUCUUAACGCGCGUGCCUAAAGGAUCAAAUCCUCAACGACCUCCAGUAUAUCAUGUCUCAAGGGUUGUGCCUAGUGGUCCGAAUCCUCGAGAAUCUCCACCAUUAAGGAACUAA
Argentina anserina (silverweed cinquefoil) is the source of this 606-nucleotide messenger RNA. RefSeq lists its product as uncharacterized. Lineage: Eukaryota; Viridiplantae; Streptophyta; Magnoliopsida; Rosales; Rosaceae. Bases 1 to 606 code for a protein of 201 amino acids. The record is from RefSeq and is a predicted model, not a curated record. The transcript has a single exon.